This is a messenger RNA of Arabis nemorensis, 444 nucleotides long. The record is from the annotation of a GenBank genome assembly. NCBI's taxonomy places the organism in Eukaryota, Viridiplantae, Streptophyta, Magnoliopsida, Brassicales, Brassicaceae.
AUGGCUUCCAUUAAUCUUCUUCUCAUCGUCCUCCUCGUGCUCGUUUCUCUCUCUGUGACUUCCGUUUAUUCUCUUUCCACAAGAGAUGCUGUCUCAAAACAAGACUAUGAAUCAUAUUUGAUGGCUACGACUACGAGUGAUCAAGGAUCCUCGAUGAUUGAUGUUGAAGAUCUAGCAAAAGCUCGAAGUCUUCAAGACCUGGUCGCUGGAUCAAAAGUGGUUGUGAAUAAAAAAUCUAAGAGCAGUUCAACCAAGAAUUCGAAGAAGAAGAAAAAGCGUAAGAGCAAGAAAGUAGGAUCGUCAGCUCUUGUCGGAAUCAUAAUCGUAGCUAUUGUGGUUACCAUUGCGAUCAUCUUUGUUCUAUACUAUCUUUACCUGAGGCACAAAAUAAAAAAGUGUAUUGGACAUGCUACAGAACAAACCAAGACAGAGGAUUAUGUCUAA